This is a messenger RNA of Pteronotus mesoamericanus, 702 nucleotides long. It is a transcript of the gene MS4A10, whose product is annotated as membrane spanning 4-domains A10. Lineage: Eukaryota; Metazoa; Chordata; Mammalia; Chiroptera; Mormoopidae. Bases 1 to 702 code for a protein of 233 amino acids. The transcript has 6 exons. Gene Ontology annotation, cellular component: membrane. The record is from RefSeq and is a predicted model, not a curated record.
AUGGCAGCAGAAGCCACCGGAGCAGCAGCCGUCAUGCCCAGAUCUGGAGCUGGGGGGCUUGAGACCUGGCAGGCCCUCCGCCCAGUCCAGCCUGGCCAGACGAGUCUACCCCUGCCUCCAGACUGGCACCAGGAGAGGCCCCGGAAGAGAAGCGUCCUUCUCCAGGGGCUGGGCGUCUUCCAUAUUUUCAUCGCGAUGCUGCACGUGUUCCUCGGGAGCUACCUGGUUUUUGCAGUCACGAGCCAUCACCUGGUGGUGCUGAAGUCUUGGUACCCAUUCUGGGGGGCUGCCUCUUUCUUCAUUUCAGGGCUCUCGGCAAUAGCGAUGGAAGUGGUUCCGAAAACCCCUCUGAAGGUGCUGUGCCUGACAACAAACUUCAUCAGCUUCUUCUGCGUGCUGGCCGGCCUCUUUGUCAUUGCCAAGGAUCUCUUUCUGGAGAGUCCCUUUGAGUCCCUGCUCUGGAGACUGUCCUUCUACAGCACAGUCCACAUCCAGAGGCUGGAGAUGGUCCUGCUCAGCCUCACCUGCUUGGAGCUCUUCCUGCUAGGGAUCACAGCCAUCGUAGUCUGCAGGGACAACCGCCUAUCUGCAGAGGAUGACGUGUCAAUUGUUCCUGACACAUCACUGGGGUUCAGUGGGCCCCCGCCAUCCUACGAGGACGUGACUCAGGGUGACGCACAGGAGGAGCAGAAGUGGAGGUAA